Messenger RNA from Octopus bimaculoides (California two-spot octopus), 2685 nucleotides. RefSeq lists its product as uncharacterized. Gene Ontology annotation, biological process: regulation of transcription by RNA polymerase II. NCBI's taxonomy places the organism in Eukaryota, Metazoa, Mollusca, Cephalopoda, Octopoda, Octopodidae. Gene Ontology annotation, cellular component: nucleus. Gene Ontology annotation, molecular function: DNA-binding transcription activator activity, RNA polymerase II-specific; RNA polymerase II cis-regulatory region sequence-specific DNA binding. The record is from RefSeq and is a predicted model, not a curated record.
UUAAAUUGAUAUUAAAUAUUUUCAGGACGGAUCUUCGGAAUAACCGUCGUUUCUCCACGGGAAAUGAAAAGAGCAAAGAACUGGGAAGGUUUUUUCUACCCCUUCAUGAAUUUAAUAUAUUACGAUUGUCCGCCAAAAUUUCUAUCAGAAUCGUAAUUUCCUUUGUAUCAAACACAAAAAUACUACUAAAAAAGUGGGGUGGCUUUCGAAUUAACUCUCAGUAAUAAAAUAGAAUUUCUCAGAGAUUUCUUUCCGUUAUUUUUCGAGUAUUUUCACCAUUUUAUAGAAUCUCACUUCGUAAAACAGAUAUCAAUCACCUUGCAAAAAAAGUAAAAAGAAAAAAAUAUUCAGUAUCUUUGCUUUUUUGAAAUUUCUCAGUCUCUUUGUCCCUCUCUCAAUUACACUUUCGGCAAAGCUGCCACGAUUCACAUGAAUUAAUUUUCUUUCCAAUUUCCCGUCUGUUCUGAAAUAUUUAGAAUUCACAUUAGAAAUAAGAUAAAGUAAUAAACAAAAACUACCAACUUCACUUCACACUUCAUCGCACCUUUCACGAUCUAUCGUAUAUACUAGAGUAAAAGUCGAUCCCCUAUUUUUCGGCCCAUUUAUAUUUUUUCCUUAGACUCCGUAUAAAAGCUGACCCUAGUAUUUCAUGAAUAAUAUUUGUGGGUCAAGCUACUCUAUUAUCCUGUACGUAGAGAUAACUGUUACAAAAUUAUGUGGCUACCUUACUGUUAGCCUAUUCUGUAGGUGGAAUGCUUGGUGCACCAUCUAAUAGCGUGCACUACACAUUUGUUGAUGGGUGAUACAUCCCAUUGCAAAAAUGUAUGCACAGGAUAUGCGGCAAGCCUGCAUACAUCUUCAAGUACAAUAAACACAUACAUCAAGCCUAAAAACAUACAAGUAAUCGCUAGAUCAAUGGUUCCCAUCUGACCUUUUUACUUUCCUCAUCAAAUACAAUAAACACAUGCGUCAUCCGCUCGUCUGUUUACAUGGUGAGAAACAUCUUUCACAGACAGCACUAUCGGCCAACAACAGCAAACACCACAGAUUGACUUCGUAGACUGGCAUGACUUCGAAUCAGAGCUGAAACUGGCAGAAACAUUUUUGUUUAUUAUACAACAGAAACAUCAUCAAUAUUUAUCAUCUUUUAAGGAGAAAAGAUGUUAUACUGAACAAAUAUAACCAUUUACAUAUAAAUUUAAUGAAUUAUGUUGAAAGAUUUCCUCUGGGUAAGAUUAUUAAGCAACAUUUGUGUGUGUCAUUCUCUGGAAUGAGUCCAAUACAAUUCUGCAUUUUAAAUAUAUUCAGGUAGAUUUAUGAAGCACUUUGCAUCCAGAUGAUGGACAUAUAGCAGAAGGAAUAUUUGUUAGAAAUAAAUUAUAGAAAGGAAAGCAGCAAACAUAUAUAUUGUGGUGAGAGAAGAAAAAUUAUUCAAUGAAAUAAAUGACUGUUAUUUUUUUCGUUCUAAAAAGAUGGCAAAGAACUUAGCAAAGUCUUCAUAUGAAUGUGUUAUCUGUAACAAGUCAUUAACUUCAAGAAGUAAUUUAACUGCUCAUAUACGUAUUCAUACGGGAGAGAAACCAUAUCACUGUGAUUUUUGUGGUAAAAGGUUCACUAGAAAAGGUGAAUUACCUGUUCAUGUGCGUGUUCAUACAGGAGAGAAACCAUAUCAGUGUGAUAUCUGUGGUCAGUCAUUCAUGCGUAAAGAUAUUUUAACUACACACAGACGUAUUCAUACAGGAGAGAAACCAUAUCAGUGUGAUAUGUGCACUAAAGCAUUCGCUAAAAGUACUAACUUAACUGAUCACAAACGCAUUCAUACUGGAGAAAAACCAUAUCAUUGUGAUAUCUGUGGUAAAUCAUUCAAUCAAAAUAACCAGUUAAUUAAACACAUACGCAUUCAUACAGGAGAAAAACCCUAUCACUGUGAUGUCUGUGACAAAUCAUUCUCUCGAAACGAUGAGUUAACUACACACAAACAUAUUCAUACAGGAGAGAAACCAUAUUGGUGUGAUAUCUGUGGUAAGUCGUUCCCUGUAAAUAAUGCUUUGACUGUACACAAACGUAUUCAUACUGGAGAAAAACGAUAUCAUUGUGAUAUUUGUGGCAAAGCAUUUCUUAAAAGUCGUGAUUUAGAGGAUCAUAAAAGCAUUCAUACUGGAGGAAAACUAUAUCAUUGUGAUAUUUGUGGUAAAGCGUUUACACAUAGACCUGCUGUAACUGUACACAUGCGCAUUCAUACAAGAGAAAAACCAUAUCAUUGUGAUAUUUGUGGCACAUCAUUCUCUCAACUUACUGCUGUAAAUGCACAUAAACGUGUUCAUACUGGAGAAAAGCCAUAUCAUUGUGAAAUCUGUGGUAAAUCAUUUAUUCAGAGUAACGAUUUAAAGGGACAUGUACGUAUUCAUACUGGGGAAAAGCCAUUUCAUUGUGAUAUCUGUGGUAAAUCAUUUUCUCAAAGUACUGCUGUAACUGUACACAAACGUGUUCAUACCAGAGAAACGCCAUAUCAUUGUGAUAUCUGUGGUAAAUCAUUCUCAUACAGUAACCUAUUGAAUAAGCACAAAUGUAUUCAUAUGGGAGAAAAUUCAUAUCCGUGUAAUAUCUGUGGUAAAUCAUUCUCUCAACAGGAUGAUUUAGCUAUUCAUGUCUGUAUUCUUCCAUGAGAGAACCAUUGAAAAAUCU